CCCCCCUUCCGUGCAGUGUGUGGCGUUGACCUGGCCCAGGGGGGGUUCUUUGUGCGUCAGGGGGAGUACAUCUGCACCCUGGACUACCAGCGGAUGUACGGCACGCGCUGCUUCAGCUGUGAGGAGUUCAUCGAGGGAGAGGUGGUGUCGGCCCUGGGCAAGACCUAUCACCCACGCUGCUUCGUCUGCGCCAGCUGCAAACAGCCGUUCCCRGCCGGUGACCGRGUGACGUUUAACGGUAAAGAGUGUAUCUGCCAAAACUGUACACAGCCCCUGCCUGCCAACAGCCCUGCUCCCAUACAGGCUGUCCGUAACUGCUGUGGCUGUGGGAAGGAGUUUAAGAACGAGCUCCUGGUAGCGCUGGACAAACACUGGCACCUGGGCUGCUUCAAGUGUAAGGUGUGCAACAAGGUGCUCAACGCCGAGUAAUCAGCAAGUGAGGAUGGGAUCCCCUACUGCGAGGUGGACUACCAUGCCAUGUACGGUAUCCAGUGUGACAGCUGCAAGAAGUACAUCACUGGGAAAGUACUGGAGGCUGGGGAGAAACACUACCACCCCUCAUGUGCCCGCUGUGCCAGGUGUGAGCAGAUGUUUGGCGAAGGAGAGGAGAUGUACCUGCAAGGUAACUCUAUCUGGCAUCCUCCCUGCAGACAGGCAGCCAGACAGGAGGAGAAGAGUAAGGUGACCAGGACCUCCUCUGAGAGCAUCACCUCUGUCCCAGCCUCCAGUGCGUCUGGCUCUCCCAGCAGGGUCAUCUACGCCAAACUAGGAGAUGAGAUGCUGGAUUACAAAGACCUCGCUGCACUGCCAAAGAUCAAGGCGAUCUACAACAUCGACCGGCCCGACAUGCUCUCCUACGCRCCUUAUGUCAGCUACCCCUCAGAGGAACGACACUACGGAGAUGGCGACGGAGAGAAGUCUCCCCGUCAGAGGAGGCCCUCCAGCCCCAGCUCCACCAGCUCCCUGGGGAGGUAUGGAGGGUACACCCCGUCCCGCUCCCCCCAGAACUACAGCAGGCCGGAGGAUCUUUACAUGGUCAGUAAAGCAAUGGGUAAUAGAUACAAUGGCCAGCCCCUUGACUCCAGCUCCCUCCCCCGCCCCUCYGCCUACACGGGGGGGCCUAAGUACCUCUCCCCCUUGGCUAGGGACUUCUCCUCCCUCCCCAUGCACUACUCAGAGGGCCUACCCCCCAAGUACCCUGGGGCGCUGCAAACGCCUGGGGGGAUGACAGUGCCUGGCAGAAUCUCUCCCAGGGGAAGAGUCUCUCCUGGAGGCAGAAACUCUCCUCUGCCCCUCAACCCCACCACCCUGGCCAUGCUCCAGCAGCACAACUAUGUGCCCUACUUCAGAGGCCUCAAACAGGASCCCCUACUACCACCUGAAUCUAAACCUAAGACGUUCCUGCAUCUCAAUUUACCUCCUCACAGUCACGGUAGUGAAAGUGGACGGAGUACACCCAGUUUGUCCACCUAUUCCGACGGCAAAUCUCCCUCCUCCACCUAUGUGGCUGCUCCCAGGCAUUUCCACGUACCAGAGACUAAGGUCAAGAUAGAUAAUAUCUAUAGAAAACCCCCUAUCUACAAGCAGCAUGCCUCUAGAACGUCCUGGCAAGAAGGGGACGACGUCAAGACAAGGACCAGUUGGAUGAUCUUGAAGAGUGAGAUAGACGGCCAGCCUCUCCCAGAGGACCUGCUGGACCCCAGGAAGUCCACCUGCAGCCUGCCCACUGACGCCUCCCUGCCCAGCUUCCCCUACAGCAAGUCUGCUUCCCUGCCAGGAUAUGGAAGAAAUGGCAUAUACAAGGAGGUUGCCGACCAUGCUGAGAAUGAGCCAGACCAGCAGGGGACUCCCCACGCUGGGGAGGAAUUGAGGAGGGGAAGGGUGAAGCUACCCAGAGAUGUGGACCGUACCAGGCUGGAGGUUUACCCCUAUGAGGUGUUGGCUGUGACUCACAGUGGUAGGGUGAAGCUACCCAGAGAUGUGGACCGUACCAGACUGGAGAGACACCUCUCCCCAGGGGACUUCCAGCAUGUGUUCGGAAUGACCCUGGAUCAGUUUGACCGCAUGGCCCUGUGGAAGAAGAACGACAUGAAAAAGAAGGCACGCCUUUUCUAAAGCCGAAGUGACUGUAACAGGGAGAAAAAUAACAUCUCGAGUCUACAACGUCUGUCCAGUCUGGAAGAAAGGAAAUCAGAAAAAAAAAACAUCAGAAAUCAUCUAUAUAUGCACCGCCAUACUACGUUACACCUGCGAAACAUAAUCUCUGCCAGAAUAAGGAAGGGGGAGACAUUUUCACGAUGUCGCCCGUGACCGACAUCCAACGUUGAGGCAAUGUUCGUCACAUAUAGCUUUUGUAUGCGUUGUGGUCUGAAUGUUAUUUUUAUAACCUUUUUGGGGAGGUGGGGGGAGAUGCAUUUGCAUGGCCCGUGUCACCGRUCCUCCUCUUCCCCUCUCCCCGCCUCUAUGUGAGUUCUGCAUCCCCCUCCUCCGCAAAAAGAGAAAUAGCAGCUUUUCUAAAAUCCUUGUGCAGGCUUUUUUCUCUUUGUCUCUGUUUCUUACUGGUUCAAUGUGUGCCUCUUUUACUGUCUUUAUCUCGACUUGGAACAAUAUCUCUCGCUGUUUUUUUUUUAUCUGUUUCAUUUUCCCCCUCUUUUAUCGUUCCUGCUAUCUGUUUUUCUUACCUUCUCUAAGGUCUCUCUCUCUCACUUGAUCUUUCCUUAUCUACCGUGUCUCAUUUAAGGUCUCUCUCUCUCUCACCCCCCCCUCUCUCUCUUUCUCUCUCUUUCUCUCUCUUUCUCUUACCACCUCUCCU
Messenger RNA from Salvelinus sp. IW2-2015, 2812 nucleotides. NCBI's taxonomy places the organism in Eukaryota, Metazoa, Chordata, Actinopteri, Salmoniformes, Salmonidae. The record is from RefSeq and is a predicted model, not a curated record.